AUGGUGUCGAGAUUCUUCCAACUCGUCUUGUUGGCAGGGAUGAUCUUACUCAUCCCAUCGUUUCUGUACCUUUCGCAUCCGUCUCAGCCAACACUGACGGAUCCAGCAACAGGGCUCGCCUACACGACUGAUUCGAUCGUCCACGGUGAAACGACCAACGAUCUUGCACAGAUAUCACAGGGCAAAGGAGUCGAACAGUCGGAUUGGACCGCAUGGAAUUGGCAUGAUGCUUCUGCUAAUGUCAACAAAGGUGUACACAAGGUCGAAGAUCAAGUGAAAGGUUUCAUCGAUCAUUGGCGUCCCAAUGGCGUCUCACCAGACAACCAAGUCGCACCCUCGGAAUCAGCAGCUCAACUUAAAACCAAACCAUCGUCUUCGCACCCAUCGACCACAACAAGUAGCACCAAAGAUGUCGAGCGUCUACCUGGCAUCAUUAUGCCCAAAAUGGGCAACACCACUGCCAAAGAAGCACUCGGACGUUCCACAUGGCACUUUCUUCAUACCAUGACAUUACGUUUUCCCGAAAAGCCGACAAAGCAGGAAUCGGAAACGCUUCGAAGCUUCUUCUAUACGUUUGCGCAGCUGUAUCCGUGCGGGGAGUGUGCGCGCCACUUUCAGCAACUCAUUCGCGAGCUUCCGCCCCAAGUGGGCUCGAGGAAAGGCGCAAGUAACUGGCUGUGUGUUGUGCACAACGAGGUGAACAAGAGUCUGGGCAAACCCGAGUUUGCGUGCGAUAAGCUCGACGAGAGCUACGAUUGUGGUUGUCGAGACGACCCAACCAAGCUCAAGAGUGCCACAGUCACACAAACAUCCAAGCUGCUCGCAGCGACGCCAACCACGACCUCGCAAGUGUUGACGCCCAUCGCAUAG
This is a messenger RNA of Mycosarcoma maydis (corn smut), 870 nucleotides long. RefSeq lists its product as uncharacterized. The transcript has a single exon. The record is from RefSeq and is a predicted model, not a curated record. NCBI's taxonomy places the organism in Eukaryota, Fungi, Basidiomycota, Ustilaginomycetes, Ustilaginales. Gene Ontology annotation, cellular component: mitochondrion. Gene Ontology annotation, molecular function: flavin-dependent sulfhydryl oxidase activity; flavin adenine dinucleotide binding. Bases 1 to 870 code for a protein of 289 amino acids.